Hordeum vulgare subsp. vulgare (domesticated barley) is the source of this 1101-nucleotide messenger RNA. RefSeq lists its product as uncharacterized. The record is from RefSeq and is a predicted model, not a curated record. NCBI's taxonomy places the organism in Eukaryota, Viridiplantae, Streptophyta, Magnoliopsida, Poales, Poaceae. Bases 65 to 823 code for a protein of 252 amino acids. The transcript is spliced from 4 exons.
UAGUCAAGCCAACUUGCGUGGAAGGGGAUAAGCGAGGUUCUUGUGUUGAAGCAGAGGAGAGAGGAUGCUCAUGUUGCGGGCCGCCACCGCGAGGGCGGCGUCCACGGUCGCCGCCGGCGCCAGGAGGAGACCCGGCCUCCUGCCCGUCGCCGUCGCCGGCCUCUCGUCCUCCUCGUCAGGACCACCACCAUCGGGUGGGAAGAGGAGGAAGGGCCAGCGGCGGGGCGAGGCCAAGCCCCAGCCCUCUGAGAUCGCCAGCAACAAGAAGGCCAACGCGAGGCCGGCCAGGGACAGGAAGGCUCGCCCGGUGGAGGAAGAAGAGGCGCAAGGGCCAUCGGGUCAGGGCCAGGAGAUUGAGCUGAGGAAGCAGCCGCCGGCCGGGGAGAAGCCGAAGCGGGUGGUGCGGUGGCGGUGCGCGACGGGGUGCGGCGCGUGCUGCAAGCUCGACAAGGGCCCCGAGUUCCCCACCCCCGACGAGGUCUUCGCCGACUACCCCGACCACCUCCAGCUGUACAAGAGCAUGAUUGGCCCUGAUGGAUGGUGCACCAACUACGACAAGUCCAACAGAACCUGCAACAUCUACCAAGACCGGCCAUUCUUCUGCAGGGUCGAACCGAAGGUUUUCGAAGACUUCUUUGGCGUGCCGCGCAACAAAUUCGACAGGGAAGCCUGCAGUGCUUGUGUGGAUAACAUCAAGAUGGUGUAUGGUCAGGACUCUCCUGAGCUUGGAAACUUCAAGCGGGUCAUAAGGGAGGAAAGUAGUAAGCACGAGGCAAGCAUGAACCAAGUUAAAUUGUUGGAUACCGCAAAUACCGGUACCUGAUUGAUUGCGGAGUUUAGAGUACAUCACUCACCCAAGCAGUUGAAAACCGCAACACAAAUACUGGUACCUAAUUCUCACCUAUGAACGAGUCUACGUUUAAGUGUAAAAUCCUGUUCUGCUCAGGGUUGGGUUUGUUCUUUGUUUAGAAUCCUGUUCUGCUCAGAGUCAGGUUUGUUCUUUGCUGCUGCUGUGCUGUCAAAUUCUGAUGGUAACAGCCUAGUGUACGUCAUUCUAAGUUUGGUUCUGAAUGAUUACAUCUUUUGGCUCUUUCUUUUAAA